This is a messenger RNA of Cavia porcellus (domestic guinea pig), 762 nucleotides long. Its product is annotated as melanoma-associated antigen 8-like. The record is from RefSeq and is a predicted model, not a curated record. Lineage: Eukaryota; Metazoa; Chordata; Mammalia; Rodentia; Caviidae. Gene Ontology annotation, cellular component: nucleus. The coding region runs from base 1 to 762 and encodes 253 amino acids. Gene Ontology annotation, biological process: negative regulation of transcription by RNA polymerase II. The transcript has a single exon.
AUGGCCUCUGCUAAGGAAAACCGAUCCUGUGAGGGCAGCAGCAGGCCAGAAGAGGAGAAUCUGUGCACCUCCCCAGAUGUGCUUGCCCUUCUGUUCCUGUGCCGGCUGUACCAAGACAACAAGAUAGCUAAACUGUUGCCAAUCCUGCUCCUCAAGUAUCAGAAGAAGGAACCUAUCACCAAGGCAGAAAUACUGCAGUUUGUGGCCCCGCGUUACCACGGGCACUUCCCUCUGUUAUUCAAGGCAGUCUGUGAGUGCAUGUGUCUGGCCUUUGGCAUUGAUGUGCAGGAAGUGAAUUCCCCUGGCCAAACUUAUAUCCUUUUCCCUGUCUUGGGCCUCACUUAUAAUGGCAUAGUGAGUGAUGAUUACCAGAGCUUUUCUAAAAUCAACCUCCUGAUGGUCAUUCUCUCAGUCAUCUUCUUGAAGGGCAACCGUAUCAAUGAGGUAGAUUUACGAGAAUUCCUUAAAACAAGGGAAAUGUUACCACAGAAGGAGCAUUUUGUGAUUGGAGACCCCUGGCAAUUCAUCACAAAGCAUUUGGUAGAACAACAGUACCUAGAGUGUAGACAGGUCCCCGAUAGUGAUCCUGCUCAGUACGAGUUCCUGUGGGGUCCAAGGGCCCGUGCCGAAACCAGCAAGAUGAAAGUCCUAGAGCAUUUGGCAAAGGUUAAUAGGAGAGAUGCCAGGUCCUACAAACGUCUACAUGAAGAGGCACUGAGAGAGGAGCAAGAGGCCACCCAUUCAUGCAAUAGGAGCAAAUGA